This is a messenger RNA of Penicillium soppii, 924 nucleotides long. RefSeq names its product putative mitochondrial carrier protein (Pet8). The transcript is spliced from 2 exons. The coding region runs from base 1 to 924 and encodes 307 amino acids. NCBI's taxonomy places the organism in Eukaryota, Fungi, Ascomycota, Eurotiomycetes, Eurotiales, Aspergillaceae. The record is from RefSeq and is a predicted model, not a curated record. Gene Ontology annotation, cellular component: mitochondrial inner membrane. Gene Ontology annotation, molecular function: S-adenosyl-L-methionine transmembrane transporter activity.
AUGUCAAUAAACAGUACAGACAUAACAUUUGCCGCUAUAAUCGCCGCCCUAACGAGCGAAGUCGCCAUCCACCCAAUGGACACAGUAGUGACACGCAUGCAAUCUGCAAGCUACACAAGCGUAUACAAGCAUCUCAAUGGCACAGUAAACCGAGCGCUCUUUUCCGGGCUAUACCAAGGCUUCGGCCCGACUCUGAUCGCAGGAACGAUCGGAUCAGCAGCUUUCUUCACAACGUACGAAGCGUCAAAAAGAGCAUUUGAGAAUGCUCAGUCUGCGGGCUAUCUACUCGGUGUGCCGCGGUCGGUCUUUCACAUUACCAGCAGUGCAGUGGCGGAGUUACUUACUUGUGCUAUUAUGAAUCCUGCGGAGGUGUUGAAGCAGAAUGCUCAGGUUUUUCAAAGGCCACGAUACGCUGGAAGUGGUUUAUCUCCUACGGUGGAGAUGUUGAGGCGGUUUAAGAAGCAGCCGGCUACUUUGUGGUCUGGAUAUACUGCGCUUGUGACGAGUCAAAUGCCCAGUAUAUGUUUGACGUUUUGUUUGUAUGAGAUGUUCAAGGAGGCUUUGCUUGAACGGUGGCAGACAGGAAAGAGUGAUAUUGGUCAGCAGCUAAAAGCGACUGUAUUGAGUGCUGGCGUUGCUGGUGGAUGUGCUUCUUUGCCGUUCAUUCCCAUUGAUGUGGUUAAGACUCGGAUGAGGCUAGCUGUUGGUGAACAGACAUCGGAUACACGGGCGAGUCUCAAAAAAAGAAAGGAGAGGAUACCGGUCCGCAUAAGUGCCGUUGCUGUUGCUCGAGAUGUGCUGCUCAAGGAGGGGAUAGCUGGUCUAUUCCGAGGCUCUGUUUUGACCUGUGCUGCAGGGGUCGUGGGCAGUGGACUGUACAUUGGGUGUUACGAGGGGAGCAAGCUGUACUUGUUCAAUGCCUAA